AUGUCCAUUAAUGAAGAAUCAGCAAACCACAAAGACAAGGAGAAGAAGUCCAGAUGGAAGAUCUUCUCCUCCUCAAAGGACAAAGAUAAGAGCAAGGACAAAGAAAAGCACACCAGCCUGGAGCCUCCGGUACCCGACGUGGAGGCAAACUCGGGCGAUUCUACCUACGGCAGCAGUGAACCCAACAACUCCCUCACGACAGAAGCCGAGACGAGUGCCCCAAGGAGUGCCAGCAAUACCAACGCGGAGAUCCAGAACCCCUCGUCGUAUACCAGCCCCACCAUCAGACGAGAGACUCACACGAAUCCCAACACUGGGCAGACAAUAACCACGACUACAACAACGACAACCACCACUACGACGGUUAGCAAUGCCAACGGGACUGUGUCUACGAUCGAGGAGCCUCGUCCACCCUCCGAGCUGCCAACAGUCAGCAAUCAGGAUUUGCCACGCACAGCCACUCCCAGGCAGCCAGACCAGCAGCCAGACCGAGAGCCAACACCCCAGGACCAAACAAUGUUGACGCCAACGGGUCGACGACCGAGUGUCGAGACACCAGGACGUCGAGUUAUCCCUCCUCGCGAGCCAAUUCCCGUGCCGAGCCCCAUCGAGAACGUCCCAGUCAUCCCAGAACGCGAUGCAAGAAGAAAGUCCACCGAGAUCCAACCAAACAACACUGAAGGGCUGUAUCCAGCUCCCCUCAGCAGUCCUAGAUCCCCCGUCAACUUUUCCCACCCGUCACCAAAGUCGACGAUACAGAAUCUUAAAUGUGCAGCUGCCGGUAUCCACGGCGCCGGCGAAACCCUUCGUGGGACACUCAACUCGACCGUCGACAAGCGCUUUGGCUCAAAUCCACAAGCCAUGGAAAAGAACCAGGCAGCUAUCGAUAAAGGGCGGUACGAGAUUGAGAACAUGCGAUUCUUUCGCCCCAAUGAAUAUUGGCAGCAAGACCAUGAGAGCCGGCCGUACACGAAUGAAGCCCCGUACGUACAAGGUCCUCACAAUGAACCACCUGUGGUCGCGAGUUCAAGUACAGCAGAUACAGGGGAACCAUCACACCGCAGCAAGUUGGCAAAUUUCUUCAAAGGGUCGAGUCAUUCCUCUGGUCAAACUGAUAUGAACAACCCCUCAAAGUCGCCUCCACCUGAGAGAGCAAGGCUUAAGAAGAGGAGUAGCUCUAGAUUGGCCCAUGCUCGGCUGGGUGCUGUUGGUGAAUAG
This is a messenger RNA of Fusarium keratoplasticum, 1218 nucleotides long. RefSeq lists its product as uncharacterized. The record is from RefSeq and is a predicted model, not a curated record. NCBI's taxonomy places the organism in Eukaryota, Fungi, Ascomycota, Sordariomycetes, Hypocreales, Nectriaceae. The coding region runs from base 1 to 1218 and encodes 405 amino acids. The transcript has 2 exons.